Vigna radiata var. radiata (mung bean) is the source of this 1259-nucleotide messenger RNA. Its product is annotated as NAD(P)H-quinone oxidoreductase subunit 5, chloroplastic-like. Gene Ontology annotation, molecular function: NADH dehydrogenase (ubiquinone) activity. Gene Ontology annotation, biological process: electron transport coupled proton transport; ATP synthesis coupled electron transport. Lineage: Eukaryota; Viridiplantae; Streptophyta; Magnoliopsida; Fabales; Fabaceae. The record is from RefSeq and is a predicted model, not a curated record. Gene Ontology annotation, cellular component: chloroplast.
UUGUUAACUAUAGUUANGAUUUUUUCGCUUNAUUUGUCUAUUCAUCAAAUCAAGAAUAGUUCGAUUUUUCAAUAUGUAUGGUCUUGGACCAUAAAUAAUGAUAUUUCUUUAGAGUUUGACUACUUGAUCGAUCCACUUACUUCUAUUAUGUCAAUAUUAAUUACUACGGUUGGCAUUCUCGUUCUAAUUUAUAGUGAUAAUUAUAUGUCUCAUGAUCAAGGAUAUUUGAGAUUUUUUGCUUAUAUGACUCUUUUUAAUAUUUCAAUGUUGGGAUUAGUUACUAGUUCAAAUUUGAUACAAAUUUAUUUUUUUUGGGAAUUAAUCGGAAUGUAUUCUUAUUUAUUAAUAAGCUUUUGGUUCACUCGCCCUAUUGCGGCAAAUGCUUGUCAAAAAGCAUUUGUAACAAAUCGUGUAGGGGAUUUUGGUUUGUUAUUGGGAAUUUUAGGUCUUUAUUGGAUAACGGGUCGUUUGGAAUUUCGGCAUUUGUUUCAAAUUAUAAAUAAUUUGAUUUCUAAAAAUGAAAUGAAUCUUUUUUUUGUUACUCUGUUUGCUCUCUUGCUAUUUUCUGGCUCAGUUGCAAAAUCUGCCCAAUUUCCUCUUCAUGUAUGACUACCCGAUGCUAUGGAGGGGCCUACUCCAAUUUUUGCCCUUAUACAUGCUGCUACUAUGGUAGCCGCUGGAAUUUUUCUUAUGGCUCGUCUUUUUCCUUUUUUCGUAGUGCUACCCAAAAUAAUGAACACAAUAGCUUUUAUAGGUAUAAUAACAGUAAUAUUAGGAGCUACUUUAGCUAUUGCUCAAAAAGAUAUUAAGAAAAAUUUGGCCUAUUCUACAAUGUCUCAAUUGAGUUAUAUGAUGUUAGCUUUGGGUAUGGGAUCUUAUCGAGGCNCUUUAUUUCAUUUGAUUACUCAUGCUUAUUCAAAAGCAUUGUUGUUUUUAGGAUCUGGAUCUAUUAUUCAUUCAAUGGAAGCUCUUGUCAGAUAUUCUCCAGCUAAAAGUCAAAAUAUGGUUUUUAUGGGCGGUUUAACAAAACAUGUACCAAUUACAAAAACUUUUUUUUUAGUGGGUACACUCUCUCUUUGUGGUAUUCCACCCUUUUCCUAUUUUUGGUCUAAGGAUGAGAUUCUUAAUGAUAGUUUUAUAUUCACCAAUUUUUGCAAUAAUAGCUUGUUCUACAACAGGAUUAACUGCAUUUUAUAUGUUUCAAAUUUAUUUACUUGUUUUUGAAGGAUAUUUAAACGUUCAUUUUUUGAAUUUUAAUG